GCCGUCCGACUGCUUCUCGGGAGACAGGAGUGGAAGGCCGGCGAGUUGGCCAUAAUGGCAGGUGAAGAAAUUAAUGAAGACUAUCCAGUAGAAAUUCAUGAGUAUUUAUCAACAUUUGAGAAUUCCAUUGGUGCUGUGGAUGAGAUGCUGAAGACUAUGAUGUCUGUUUCUAGAAAUGAGUUGUUGCAGAAGUUGGACCCACUUGAACAAGCGAAAGUGGAUUUAGUUUCUGCUUACACAUUAAAUUCAAUGUUUUGGGUUUAUUUGGCAACUCAGGGAGUUAAUCCUAAGGAACAUCCAGUAAAGCAGGAAUUGGAAAGAAUCAGAGUGUACAUGAACAGAGUCAAGGAAAUAACAGACAAGAAAAAGGCUGGCAAGCUGGACAGAGGUGCAGCUUCAAGAUUUGUAAAAAAUGCCCUCUGGGAACCAAAACCUAAAAAUGCAUCCAAAGUUGCCAAUAAAGGAAAAAGUAAAAAUUAACCUUUUGGUUUUGAUGUAUGUAUAUUCAAAAAGUACAUCAUUUUUAUUGUUUAUCACAAAAUGAUGAUUCUGUGGCAAUGCAGGGUUUAAAUGUAUUCCGUAUUGAAUUCGUAUAUAAAGUUUACAUUUUAAAUUCUAAUGCUAAAUACUUUUUUUCUCCAGAAAGAUUGUUAUCUUUAUUGAUUAUCCUGUGAUUACUGUGAGGUUUUUAACAUUGUGGUGUAUUUUAUAUUUAUAGUUUACCAUCUCUCUUCACAAGACUCUUAUUUCCUUGUAUAGGUCAGUCUUUCAAGUACCAUUUUAUAAGCAACUAUGAAAUUUAAGUUAAAUGUUCUUUGUAAACAUUUGUCUAUCUUGAAUAAAUGACUUUAUGAAGUAUGCUAUCUGAAAGCUGAAAUUAUAAAUACAUCGGUUUUCACUAUAUAAUAUUAAGAAAGAAUGAAAUGACUUAAAUGUCCAUUUUUUUCUGUGCAGUUCAUCAUGUUUUCAUGAUUUUGGGAAUUAUUGCUUUUUUUGAUAUUUGAAGUGUGAAAUUAAAACUUUCAGGUUAUACUUUAAUUCUUGGCACUUUUCUUCUAUGUCCCAUUUAAAGUAAAAUAUAUUCUCAAUUAACUUUAGAUGGGAAAUGGGGUUGUGUAUUGAUGGGAGGUUGUAUAUUCAUGGCUGAAUUUCAGCAUAAUGGCUAUACCCUAUCAAUAAAGGCUAUAAAUGUUGUGUAGCUUACCUGUUUAUUUUUCUCUUUUGAGUAAAUUUGCCCUUGAAAUUAAGAAGAUAGGUUUUAGAAAUCACAAGGAAUAGAGAAAUUCUUGAUUUUCUGUUCCUGAUGCAUAGUGCCCACAGUUCUCUUGGUCUCACUUUUUCAUAUUUUUUGAUACAUGUUUUUGUGACUAUAGCAAGUAUAUACAAGUGUUUUGGAACAACUUUCUAUGUUAUAUAAUGUCCCUUAAGCAGAGGAGAAAUCCAAAGGAGAUUACAUUGUAUUUAUAUUCUGAUUUAUUUUUCUGGAAUAAAAUUACAGAGAAUUCUACAUAUUAAAAAAAAUUUUUUUUUUAUGUCUAAGCCCAUGAAUUUUAAUUAUAUGCCCUUAAUGCUUUCAGUCUUUGAAUCUACAUCAUUAUGUGUAGGAAUGCCAAGUACAGUUAAAGUACUUUAAUUUUUGAAAAAGAAGUUGUUAAAAUUUUCUGUGUGAUUAAUUCUCUAUAAGUAACCUUGAAUAAAUGGAUUUCUUGAUUUAUGGUAGCAGA
Molecule: messenger RNA, 1724 nt
Organism: Ceratotherium simum simum (southern white rhinoceros)
Lineage: Eukaryota; Metazoa; Chordata; Mammalia; Perissodactyla; Rhinocerotidae
Gene: C1D
Product: C1D nuclear receptor corepressor
Biological process (GO): maturation of 5.8S rRNA; regulation of gene expression
Cellular component (GO): exosome (RNase complex); nucleolus
Molecular function (GO): RNA binding; DNA binding
Source: RefSeq, a predicted model, not a curated record